Myxozyma melibiosi is the source of this 522-nucleotide messenger RNA. Its product is annotated as NLI interacting factor. The annotation marks the transcript as partial. NCBI's taxonomy places the organism in Eukaryota, Fungi, Ascomycota, Lipomycetes, Lipomycetales, Lipomycetaceae. Gene Ontology annotation, molecular function: phosphoprotein phosphatase activity. The record is from RefSeq and is a predicted model, not a curated record. The transcript has a single exon.
GACCUCGACGAAACACUGAUCCACUCCAUGUCCAAAGGCAGCCCGAUGUCUGACGGCCACAUGGUUGAAGUCCGACUCGACAAGCAGCACGCGAUUCUCUAUUAUGUCCACAAGCGGCCGUACUGCGACGAGUUUCUGCAAAAAGUGUCGAAAUGGUACAAUCUCGUGAUUUUCACCGCCAGCGUGCAGGAGUACGCCGACCCGGUUAUCGACUGGCUCGAGCAGAACCGAAAGUACUUUAAAGGCCGGUAUUACCGCCAGCACUGCUCUUUUCGCUCGGGUGGAUACGUCAAAGACAUUUCUGUCGUCGAAGCGGAUCUGAGUAAAGUAAUGAUCAUCGACAACUCACCCAUCAGCUACCUUCUGCAUGAAGACAACGCGAUCGCAAUCGAAGGCUGGAUCAACGAUCCCUCGGACUUGGACUUGUUGCAUCUGAUUCCUUUUCUGAACGGAAUGCGCUAUGUCACUGACGUGCGGAGUAUAAUCUCUCUUCGCAUGGGUGAGAAUGCUUUUGCGGUAUAG